Messenger RNA from Spizellomyces punctatus DAOM BR117, 2890 nucleotides. RefSeq names its product PEK protein kinase. The transcript has 4 exons. NCBI's taxonomy places the organism in Eukaryota, Fungi, Chytridiomycota, Chytridiomycetes, Spizellomycetales, Spizellomycetaceae. Gene Ontology annotation, biological process: protein phosphorylation. The coding region runs from base 191 to 2776 and encodes 861 amino acids. The record is from RefSeq and is a predicted model, not a curated record. Gene Ontology annotation, molecular function: protein kinase activity; ATP binding.
CUGUCGAUCCCAAGAAAAAUCAAACAGACUCCAUCAACAAAAGCACCCUCGCUUGGAGAAAUGUGAAAGGAGGAUAGUGGAGUCUUCACACCUCCACAAUUUAUGCGUCUGGGAUUGUAAUCAUACUUUAUACGGUACCGAAAUUUAGUACUGGCUUAUUGUGGCUACCAACUUGUGGAAACUGCAGUAAAUGCGGGUUCCGAUGCUUGACCAAAUGUCUCUUCCCAAGAACGCACCACCUCAGACCACAUCUCAAUUUGCGACGAGGACCCAGCUAAAGGCAUAUCGUGACUUUACAGACCUCAUCAAAAAGGAGCCAGGCCUGUUUGAUACCUGGCCAGAGUUUGAUGAUGCAGAAGUGCGAAAAUCUGUGACACGGGCUGACGCAACUGCAAGCGAAAGCAAUUUUAGAAAUGGGGGGAAAGGGCCCAAUCAUCCGCCCAACAUGGUCCACCCCGCUCCUUUGACGUACAAGCGCGUCCAGGACCGCAAAACGAGGCAGGGACGAUUACUCUUGGUAUCCUUAUUGGAGAAUUUCUGCACUCUGUACGAUGAAUCCCCGGAACGAAACAGAAGACUAUUUUAUGUUAUAUGCAAGCAGCUUCAUAGUAUGGGGGUAAUUGACUCGGAGGACUUUCUAGAGGAACUACAUGCUGUUCGAGGAAGUUACAAACGUGCAUUUCGAGACUUGGUCGUACGAGCAAUGGAGGCAAUUCGGGAACAAGACGAUCAUCGGGUCUUGGAUUUCACUCCUCCGUCGCCUGAACCGGACGUGCUGCGAUCGUCCGUUGUUGAGCACAGAUCAUCUCUGUAUCGCCCAGGAAGUUCGGAGGCCCUUUCACGCAGUACCAGUUUCAUUUCUUCCCGGUUGGCAAGAACAGGAGAAACAUUCGCAUCUGUUUGGGACAUGCGCUCAUCCCGUUAUAGCGAAGAUUUCAAUGAAUUGCAUGUCCUUGGAAAAGGGGCUUUUGGCCAGGUGUGGAAGGUCAGAAACCGGUUGGACAAUGUUGAAUACGCCGUGAAGAAGAUUCCAUUGAAGAUGGGGAUGGGAAACUUAGAGCGAAUAUUACGAGAAGUAAAAUUUCACGCCCGGCUAUCGCAUACGAACGUUGUUAGAUACUUUUCUGCGUGGGUAGAGGACAUUCCUGUUGCUAGAAGUGCCAACCGAGGGAAUCCCCCGUCCAUCAUUAAGGAUGACGAAGGUGAUUACAUUCAUACUACAACGGAAACGGCGCCCAAUUGUCACCAGAAAAGCACCCAUAGUCCAAGAUGGGAGCAAGGGCGAAUUACCGAAGUGGCUACUGAUAUGGAAGAUGCAGCUAUUGAGCAAGAAUAUGACGAUAGCAUGGAGGACAGUGUGGGUCUUGUAUUUGCAGAGGACGAUACGGCCGAAAAAAGUCCUACGCGCCAUGACGAGCAGAUAGUCCCGCGGUACUCUCAACGUCAACGUCCCAGGCGCUCGUUACCGUCGCCCGAACCGGAUCCGUCGGACGAAGAAAGCACCCCGAAGGGUUUCUUUCAAACCAAUAGCGCCUUUUACGCUAAUAUCAACGAACCAGAAUCGUCAGAUGAUGAUGAGGGCGCAGACAGUUCUCUGUACAUGCGAGACUCUCAAGUCGCUGCCUCUACAAACGCCCGCCCCCAGCCUGUGGCUCAUCCUACUUUGCCAUCCCAAGCUAGUCUUCCCGAUGACGUGGAAUUGACCCUGUUUAUCCAAAUGGAGCUGUGUGGACAGACGUUAAGAGACUAUCUCAGAGAACGUAAUAGACGCGUGUCUGAGGGCAGUACUGGGGUGAGUGUAUAUGAAUGCCGCAGGAUAUUUCGAGAUUUAGUGGAGGGUUUAGUAUAUUUGCAUGGAUUUGGCAUCAUUCAUCGUGAUGUCAAGCCAAAGAAUGUCUAUUGGAAACCCGACGACGAUGCGUCAGGUAAAGGAAGUUGGAAAAUUGGAGAUUUUGGACUGGUAACUGCCACAGAUCUAGAAUGUGGGGAUUUUGUUGAAGUUAAUGCGCAUGAAUGCGAGGAUGGUGCGGUUGACGGACCGGAGUACGAAAAGGGGCCAGACGCAACACCCGUACAUCCAGAGUCUGGUACUCGUAAUUUCGGCCGAUUAGGAAACCGGAAACCUCGUCGUCAAUCCGAAUCUCAGUCUCAAUCUCAGUCUGAUCGAACUGCUGGCGUCGGAACUGUUACGUAUGCAUCUCCAGAACAACUCCGUCCAUCUCUAUCUACUCCAUACACCCCUGCUUCAGAUAUUUAUUCGCUGGGGAUAAUUCUCUUUGAGCUCCUCCACCCUUUCGCCACUAAUAUGGAACGUGCCCGAAGCUUACAAGCGCUUCGCGAGGGGGCGAUGCCUGAGAAGUUUAUCGAAGAAUAUCCUGAAGAAGCGGGAUGGAUCUUUUGCAUGAUGCGAAUGGACCCUACAUCGAGGCCUGGAGCUGGUGAGAUUUUAGAAUGGCUUGAUGAGGAAGCGUAUCUUGGACGACGGCGGUCGCGUGCUACUUAUAGAUCUCAGAGUCAAUUAAGCUUACUCGGAAGCGGGCUGGUGUCAGUGGAUGGGGGAGUAGACUGCGACUCAGACACGAGCAGAAGCUCUCCCCAAAGCAGCCCUCCAAAUUCUCUGGGUGCCGAAGUACCCGUAACACCUAAUGUGUCACCCUCGAAACCUUCAGUUCUUUCAGAAGCAAUGUCAGACAAUCUUGUAUCUCAAAAUGAAAUACUGAAGGCUCGAGUCGAAGAACUUGAGCGACGAUUAAGGGACAUGGGUGUCGCGUUUUAGAGAGAGACUUUCUCUGACGCAGGGACUAGCGGAUGUAAUGAAAAUGUAUGCUAAAAUGUACUUCUUUUGCAAAUGUAUAUAAGAAUUGACGAUAUUGAGAAAAUCUAUGCUCCA